Messenger RNA from Hermetia illucens (black soldier fly), 1477 nucleotides. RefSeq names its product 3-hydroxyisobutyryl-CoA hydrolase, mitochondrial (gene Hibch). The transcript is spliced from 3 exons. The coding region runs from base 151 to 1263 and encodes 370 amino acids. Gene Ontology annotation, molecular function: 3-hydroxyisobutyryl-CoA hydrolase activity. Lineage: Eukaryota; Metazoa; Arthropoda; Insecta; Diptera; Stratiomyidae. Gene Ontology annotation, biological process: L-valine catabolic process. The record is from RefSeq and is a predicted model, not a curated record. Gene Ontology annotation, cellular component: mitochondrion.
GAAAGAAGUUCAGUAGAAGUUGAUUGCUGUUGAACGCCUUGACGGUGCACUUGUCACUUGACCACAUUUGACAUUCACUUGUGGAGUCUUCUCUGUAUAGGCCGCAGGUCCGGUCGUAUCAUAUUGCAUAACUAACUUCGUGCCUACAAAAUGGUUGUGUUUCGUUUGUGUAACAGUGUCCCGCGUAUCGUGAAGCAGGUGCACAUGCGACCCAUGUCUGCGGCUAUGUCUACGGACAAGACUGUGAUAGCAACUGAUCACGGUGACAAGGGAGUAAUUACUUUGAAUCGGCCAAAAGCGCUCAAUGCAAUUAAUCUGGAUAUGGUCAGGCAAAUCUACGGACAUUUAAAAAGAUGGGAGGAUACGAAAAGUGCGGUAAUCAUCAAAGGAGUUGGCGACAAGAGCUUUUGUGCGGGUGGGGACGUUCGUGCCGUGGUCGAGGCCGGCCCUACUGAAGAAUCGAAAGCAUUUUUCCGGGAGGAGUAUACCCUUAACGCUCUGAUCGGCAAUUACAAGAUCCCAUACAUCGCUUUGAUCGAUGGCAUUACCAUGGGAGGUGGAGUUGGUCUCUCGGUACAUGGUAAGUAUCGCGUCGCGACUGAGAGGACCAUGUUCGCAAUGCCUGAAACGCAAAUAGGCUUGUUCCCCGAUGUGGGCGGCUCCUACUUUUUACCGCGACUGACGGGCAAAUUAGGCCUGUAUCUAGGUCUGACUGGAUUCCGACUGAAAGGCGAAGAUGUCACGAAAGCCGGGAUAGCCACUCAUUACUGCAACAGCGACCAACUAGAUAAACUAGAAGAAGCACUUCUUUCCAGUUCCAAGGACGACAUUCGCCAGGUUCUAGACAAAUUCAAUAGUUGCUCUUCCAAUGAAUUCGUUCUGGCAAAAGACAUGGAUCAGAUCAACAAGCAUUUCGACAAAGCAGGUGUCGACGAUAUAUUCGAAAGUCUUCAGGGAGAGGAAAAUGCUUGGACUCAAAAAACGUUGCAGACACUUCGCAAAAUGUCUCCACGUAGUCUUAAAGUAACACAUCAGCAACUCCUUUUUGGUGCCACACUCUCACUGGUCGACUGUUUGAAAAUGGAAUACCGCAUGGUCGUGCGUUUCCUCGAAGAUAGCGAUUUCAAAGAAGGUGUCCGAGCCCUUCUAAUAGACAAGGACCAAAACCCGAAAUGGGUUCCGCCGCAAGUGGAACAAGUUACGGAGAAUCAAGUCAACUUCUACUUUGGACCACUGCCCGCCGGUGAAGAGUUGAAAUUGUAAUAAUUUUUAACUUUUACCAUAUGUAUUCGUUUUGCCAUAAAUACCAGUCGUGCAUUUAUUAGACUAUAAGUCGCAAUUUGCUAUGAGCAAUUUGAGAUUUAUCUAAGUUGGAAAUUUUUAUUUUCUUACAGACCUGAAGAGAAUGUUGUUAAAAGUAAAUUGUGAUGACUUUUACAAACAAUAAAUUGUGGAUAAUAUAUUAUUUUUAUACCAA